Messenger RNA from Diabrotica virgifera virgifera (western corn rootworm), 3009 nucleotides. RefSeq lists its product as uncharacterized. The transcript has 3 exons. Lineage: Eukaryota; Metazoa; Arthropoda; Insecta; Coleoptera; Chrysomelidae. Gene Ontology annotation, molecular function: ATP hydrolysis activity. The record is from RefSeq and is a predicted model, not a curated record. Bases 132 to 3008 code for a protein of 958 amino acids.
AAUAAUAAUCAAAUUAGUUUUUCUAAAUUUCACAACCAACAUGUUUAGUUGUUACAAGCAUUUAUAGUGGAGUGCAGUGACAGAGAAAAGCAGUAAAAAUAGAAAAAUUUACUAAUAAAUGAGCACCAUUCAUGGUGAUGGGUUCGGUAAAAGCACAAAAUCCCAGCCAAGGCUUACCUUACGAGAAAGCUCUACAUACACUUUUUGCUUUAUCUGCAUUCAAAAGUUACACAAACUGGAAAAUAUCAAAUGAAGUUAAAUCCGCGGGAAAAUUUGAUGAUCUCGGCUUUGAAUCGGAUGAAAAGUGCAUGUGGUUACAAGCAAAAGUUCAAAGUGGUAUAAAGUGCACUAAAGAUUUUAUGACAGUCAAUCCCAACAAAAGUGAUUUCAGUAUAGCAAAGUAUUUUCUAUCUUCUUUAACUUUUAAGAAAUCUUGUAAAAGAACACGUAACUCCUUAAUACUAUGUACUGCUGCUGAGAUGAAAGCUGCUGAUAUUAUGGAUGAAUUUGGUCCCAAAACAAAAAGCAUUGCUGAUGAUAACUUACAGAAAAUUUUUGGUCCCGGGACAAAAAAGUAUAAACUUAAAAAUCAAGAAGACAUCGCUGACAAGCUUUUAAAAAUCAUAAAACAAUUUCAAGGUAGCAUUAGUAUUGAAGAAACCGAUAAAGAAAAAAAAGAAUGGAAGAAUUUGGAAAUCAACAAAGAAGAUAUAAAACUUUUCAUUUGUUUUUUUGUUGUUGUUAAAAUUAAUCUAGCGAGCAUCGAAACGUUAAUUAAAAGCAAAUUAAGUGAGCUCAAUAACUGUCUGAAGUUUAAACCUUCAAAUUACGAAUAUGUAAAACAUCAUGUCGAAAAGUGGUACUAUUUAAAAAUUAAUAAAUUUGUGCAUAUGACAGAAGACUAUCUAAUGUAUAUUUUGUGUGGUGAAAACAAUCAAAUCUUUCUUCAUAGGUUCGUUAAUCUUGAAAUUUAUUUCCAGAAAAAAACAUUAUAUCAAUUUGAUUCAAAUAUUAUUUGUGUCCAACCGCAUGAUAAUAUCGCUAUGCAUUUAUUAAAAAUUUUUCGAAGCAUUCAAAUUGCAAAAGGGUUAUAUUUAGAAGAGAAUACAUUAUGUUUAAUGCAAAAAAUGGAAAAUACAUUACAUAAAAUGAAAUAUAUAAUGCAAUAUGAAGUUAUAUGUGAUAUGAUAAACACAUUUAGAUGUUGCGACAAAAUUAAAUACUUGAUUGUUUCAUUCCUAUCACUUAGUCAAGAUCAAGCAGUAAAACUGUUAAAGGAGAUAUCUGAGUAUAUGGCUUCUAGGAAAAACUCAAAUAAAAAAGUAUUUAUAAUCAUUAAAGAACAUCAAUUCGAAAUGAGUGAAAUACCAAUCCAAAUAUUUAAGGAUGAAAUAUAUUUCAAUUCACUAGAUACUGAAACAAAACAACACAUAUAUGCCAAAAAAAUUCAGUUUCAAGGAGAAAUUGUCACAUUUAAUAAUUUAAUUACGAAAAAUAUAAACACUGAACUUAAUGAAUAUGAAAAUGAGAUAGAUGAAUGUCUUAAAGAAAUAAUAUUUAGCGAAGAUAGUUACUCGAUAGGUUCUAAUAUGCAAGCCCAAUCAAAACGUGAGGAAGUCUAUGUUAAAAGACGCCUAAUGGCUAACUCGGGAGAAUUUACAGAAAUAGAGUUUUUCGAAAAAAUAGAAAAAAAAAUAGUUGUUGUUACUGGUCCACCUGGUGCAGGCAAGACAACUUUAUUGAAACAACUAGUUUCACUAAAAAAAGACCAAGACAGUAAAUUCCAAAAAAAAGUAAAUUCCAAAUUGACAUGGAUAAUUAAUGUUGAUUUAAAAAAGUCUAGAGAAUUUUUCCGGACUGACAUCAAGAAAACCAUAAAUAAUCUAUUGUGUCACAAUGAAAAUAUAACUCCUGAUAGCUCUUAUUUCGAAGGAAAACUUAUUGAGUCUAUCGAUAAAAUUUUGAUUAUAGACGGAAUUGACGAGGACUGUUCGGAAGAUAUCGAAGAAUUACUAAAACUAUUAGCAGAUCUUAAUUCCCUCCAGGCUUUGAAUAUUUCAUUGGUUAUUAUGGGUGCCAGAGAUUACGAUUUUAUCUUAAACAGAUUAAGAGAUUUACAUGGUUGUGAGUUAGUUACAAUAUCUCCAUUUUCACCUUAUGAACAGUCUUUUUUUCUCAAAAAAUAUCUUAAACAGUUAUUACUUGGAGAAAAUACUAAUAAUGAUUUAUUUAAAAAGAUAACAAAUUUUGCUCCAGCAUUUAAAGAUAUUUGUUCAACGCCAUUAUCGCUAGAAAUGGUUUCUAAAAUAUUCAAAAACAAAAUAUCUAAAGGUGACUCUAUCGGAUCUUUUUCAAAGGCUUUUGAUAAUGUUACAAACAUAUAUGAUUUUUAUAAUCGCUAUUUACAAGUGAUCAAAGACGAAUUUUUACAAGAUGACAAAAGAUUCCGUAUUGUGUUUGACAGAUACUAUAUAGAGUCGUUAAAAAAAUUUGCGGCUAAGAAUUUGUUUUCUAAUUUUCCGGACCUUUUAGGUUUGCUUAAUGUUGAUGCUAAUUUUGAGAUAAGUGAAGACAUUUUAAUUAUUGGGCUAUUAAAGAAAUCAGAUGAAGGGUAUGCAUUUGUUCAUAAAACUUUUGAGGAAUAUUUUGCAGCAGAAUUGCUAUGGGACCGCCUUUAUAAACAGAAACAUAAUCAUGAUUUAUUGCUCAAAGUUCUUGAUAAAGUAUUUUUAGGUGGUUUAUAUGGGUUAUAUUUUAAAUUUACAUAUAGAGGUGUUUUGGAUUUUUUUGAAAAAAUUCUGGAAAUUAAUCAAAAUCAUAUAUCUGAAGUAUCCAUUGAAUACAAUUCGGCACUUACUAAGGUAAAUUGGGAAAAAGAUAUAUCACAUUUAUGUGAUUAUAAUUACUUCUUUAUCGUUAAAUUAAUUUUAGAUAAUUAUACUAAGUCUCACGAUAUUUUAAAACUCAAUUUAUUUAGCGUACGGCUAUAUCACAGUUUUUGUAUAUAAA